GUUCUGAUUGAAAAGCUGCUCUUACACACACAUGCAAGCGCAUGCUUCCAGGAGCCUUUAUAAAAACACCCUUCACCCCACAUUGCUGAAUCAGUAGCAGAACAAUCUCAUCUUAUUCACCCCUCCUCUUGUGAAGCUACUAACUGCCCCACAAGAUGGUGAAGUAUGGCCUUGACUACACAAGGUGCAGAUGGAUCUUACCUCUGCUCUUGGGCAUAGGGGUCAUCUUUGGCAUCAUUGGGCUGGCUGGCCAGGCCUGGCUGCAGUCAGCGACCAUCCCGUUUGUACAACGAGCGUCGUUAUGGGAGACUUGUACGAGACUUGACGGAACUUCGCCGUGGAACUGUGUACCCCUCAACACAUAUGCCUGGGGAAGAGGUGCUAUUGGAACAAUCCUUACUGGCUAUAUCAUUUUCAUCAUCUGCUUUGCCCUUGCCAUCAUCGCAUUUGCUGUCUGUUUACUUCGGUUCAACUUUAUCCGAGGAAUUGGAGGCUUGCUCUUUGUUUCUGCUCUGUUCCUGAUUAUGGGCCUAGUCAUUUACCCGGUGAUGUACACAAACACCCUUCUAGUCACAGGCGUUGGUGCAUUUGGCUGGUCCUAUGGCUUUAUGUGGACUGUUGCUAUAAUGGCAAUAGGUCUGGCAUUCUUCUUCUGCUGCCUCCCCAACUACGAAGACCAGAUCCUGGGAAAUGUCAAGCCUGAUUAUUGCUGUGGUACCCCGUGAACACUAGUAACAGCAAGAGAAGCAUCUGACAUUUGGAUUCCAAAGAUACUUACAGACUACCCUAGUUUUCAAAAGUAUUAUCAUCAGGUAUUAGUAGAAAGGUUUGGCAAGUUUGGUUUGUUUUCACAUGAAAGUAGAGAAAGAAAUGCGAGUUUUAGAAUGGAAGAUUUAAAUCAUUCUGUAUUUUCACAUAUGAUUUUUUUAGGACUUAUCAGUUUGCAUACUCAAUAUGCUUAUAGUUAAUUACUCCAUUAAUUCUCACAUCAAGAAGUGUGCAUAAUUUUUGUGAGGUGUUUCAGGUGUUUAUGCUUGCAUUUUAGUAUAAACAAGUAAGUCAUUUGGUGGGCCAAAUAAUAUCUUCCUGAGGCAAAGCAGUUCACAACCCUUCCCCCCCAUGGCAACUAUAUUUAGCUUCUAUUUUUGUUUACUUUAACCUGAAAAUCUGAAAUGUUUGCUUUUUGCCAAACUUGUGUAACCACUGCCUGCCAACAUUGUCAAAAAUUCAGCCCCCAGUUCCUAAUUUAGUUCUCUUUCUCAUUAAAAGAAAAAAAGCACUUCAAGGUACAGGGAUAAAGUGAAGGUGGGAGGAUGGGAGGGAGAGAGAAAGAGAAAAGGGCCACUGGAGUCUGGAUUUUAGCAGGAUAUUUAAUUCUCUUUCCCUCUCAAUAUUUUUGUUUCAUCUUUAAAUAACUAAAGUGUAAAAAAUUAAUAAAAACUGUAAACAUAAAAAGCA
This is a messenger RNA of Alligator mississippiensis (American alligator), 1458 nucleotides long. Its product is annotated as p53 apoptosis effector related to PMP-22. Gene Ontology annotation, cellular component: membrane; cell-cell junction. The coding region runs from base 156 to 725 and encodes 189 amino acids. Gene Ontology annotation, biological process: cell-cell adhesion. The transcript has 3 exons. The record is from RefSeq and is a predicted model, not a curated record. Lineage: Eukaryota; Metazoa; Chordata; Crocodylia; Alligatoridae.